Aspergillus nomiae NRRL 13137 is the source of this 1299-nucleotide messenger RNA. RefSeq lists its product as uncharacterized. The coding region runs from base 1 to 1299 and encodes 432 amino acids. The transcript has 3 exons. NCBI's taxonomy places the organism in Eukaryota, Fungi, Ascomycota, Eurotiomycetes, Eurotiales, Aspergillaceae. The record is from RefSeq and is a predicted model, not a curated record. Gene Ontology annotation, molecular function: oxidoreductase activity.
AUGGAGAACGCUAUCUCCCGUAUCCUUACACUAUCCGACCGUGUCCCAUUUAGAAGAGUGUUGAAAAUACUAUGGGCGAAUCCUAGACGACGCAUUGCCACUACGGCAGGCCUUGUCGCCACAUAUCUUGUCCUGGUGGCUUGUUUACGGUUUCAGAGACUACGGAGACUGCAUCGUCAGUAUCGGCAAUACUCGACCCGUCAAGGGAUGGCCUACAUGACCGACCAUGAUGCCUGGGCCAUUCAGAAACAGGUUCUCCAACUCGAGUUCCCCACGAUAUCCCUGAAGGCUCUACAGUUUGCGCUCUUCCGAACAUAUGGCAUCCCCACUAUUUCCAAACUGUUACUCAAGACGUCCCAAUUUUCCGACCCAGCCACCUCAUUCAAGCGUUAUGCCGACACCGGUGCUCUCAUCGGCCAGUUCAUGUCCUUUGAGCCAACCUCUGACCGUGCCCUUACGGCGAUCGCGCGAACAAAGUUCCUGCACACCGGCUAUCGGACCAGCGGUAGCAUUCUCAAUUCGGACAUGCUAUACACCCUGAGUCUGUUUGCGACUGAGCCAAUCCGCUUCGUGGAGAUGUUCGAAUGGCGCUCCAUGAGCGACCUCGAGCGAUGUGCUAUCGGCACGUAUUGGAAAAAUCUAGGAGAUGCACUUGAGAUCGACUUCACAGAGUUGCCAUCCGCGAAGAUGGGAUUCCGGGAUGGACUACAUUUUCUUGACGAGAUGACCGAAUGGAGUCAUCGAUACGAGGAGCAAUACAUGAAGCCUAGCCCGGAAAACAAGGCCGUCGCGGAUAAGACCAUGGAUGUCCUGGUCUAUGCAUUGCCGGCUGGGUUGAAGGGUGUUGGCGUUAACUUUGCAUCAUGUAUGAUGGAUGAAAGACUACGGGUGGCAAUGAUGUAUGACGCCCCUGCUCGCCUAUACUAUGCCAUCUUCUUCUCUCUGGUAGCCAUUCGCCGGUUCUACCUUCGAUAUCUGUCGCUACCACGGCCGAGGUUCCUCCGACUGGAUGUGUUUUCCGAGGGCUCCAAUGAGCACGGUCGCCACUACGUGAGUACCUGGAGUGGAGCACCGUACUAUGUUAAGCCUACCCUAUCGAAUCGCUGGGGUCUGUCUGCGUGGUUUAUGCGGUUGUUGGGCCUACCACUGCCUGGAGAUGAGGGAGAAAAGUACUAUCCCAAGGGAUUUGACACAACCGAACUGGGGCCUAAAUAUUUCGAGGGGAAAGGGCGCAAAACAGUCCAAGAGUAUUAUGCUCAAUUGGUGAAAUCCAGGAAAGCAAGGCCAUUUGUGGAUUAA